Messenger RNA from Parasteatoda tepidariorum (common house spider), 543 nucleotides. The record is from RefSeq and is a predicted model, not a curated record. Lineage: Eukaryota; Metazoa; Arthropoda; Arachnida; Araneae; Theridiidae.
UUUGACGUCACCAAUGGUAUCACUGCACUCAGAGACAUGAAAUUCAGCUUUAAAAUUAUUUCUAAGAUCAUUUUUUUGAGAACAAGGAAUAUCACGGUAGUAGAAGGCAGCGAAGUCCCUCUAAAAAGCAACGACAUUCAAGUCACCAACCCUUACUACGAAGACUGGAUCACGGAGUAUCUGGUGAUUGAAAGACCACAACAUGGAUACAUAUCCUCUUCUAAGAACGGCAGGUCAAAAGUGUCCAGGUUUUCUGUCCAAGAUCUUAAGAGCGGGUUCAUCCAUUACACUCAUGACGGCUCGGAAACUUCACGAGAUUGGUUUACUCUCGUUGCAAAUGCCACAGUCUUGAACAAAGAGAGUUCGCCAAGCACGGUUCAUGUUUUUGUGGAACCUGUCAACGAUGAAACGCCGCACAUGGUGAACAACACCGGAUUAGAUGUGUGGGAAGGGGAUAUCACUGUUAUAACGAACCGCCAUCUUGCUGCUACUGAUGAGGACUCUGAUCCGACGGAAAUCACGUUUGUGAUAUCAUCUCCGAGC